UUCUACACGCAUGUGAUCAUGUGUCAGCAAGCCACUCAUGCUCAAAGCAGUCAGAACCCCCUUAUAAUCAGAACAGAGACCAGCUGAAAGGCUCCCCACCACCAUAUCAACAUGGAUUGCGGAAUUGUUACAUCGAAAAUAGUCAUUUUGCUUCUAAGUUUAAUAUUUUGGGCUGCGGGGGGUGCCCUUGUCUAUGUAGGCUCUUAUGUGAUCAAGAGCUACAACAACUUUGACAACUUCCUGCAGGAUAAGUACACGUUCAUCUCGGCAGGCAUCAUCAUACCUGUGGGAGUGGUGAUGUUCAUCAUCGGGACUGUGGGCUGCUACGCCACCCUGAGAGAAUCCAAAGUGGGCCUUAGCUUUUUCCUGCUGGUUAUCCUGGCUAUCUUUGCAGCAGAGGUCGCUGCUCUAGUGUAUGGGAUCAUCUACCAAAGAAGGAUAAAAGGGGACUUGGAGCGGUCAAUGAGUGAUGUGUUCCUGAAGUAUGAUGGUCAGAACUCUGACACCCAGGCUGUGGAUUACUUGCAGUCUCAGUUGCAGUGCUGUGGAGUGCAGACCUACCUGAACUGGACCACCAACCCCUGGUUCAGCAGCAUUAACAACGCUGUGCCCGUCUCCUGUUGUAAAGGGAACAACACAGAGUGUACAGGCAAACUGGACCAGCUAGACCUGCUCAAUACCCGGGGUUGUGAGGGUAUGCUGGAACAGCUCCUUCAGGAUGUGAUGAGUUAUGCCUUGCUGGUCAUCCUUGGAUUUGCCAUCUUCAAGAUUUUUGGGACGCUCAGUGUGUGUGUGAUCACGUGUAAAGUCAGGAGAGGUGGCUACCAGUCCCUGGAUGCCUGAUCCUGUUGGCUUGAAGUAUACUUCUGAGGCUUGUCUUGCACUCUCUCCUGGCCCCUGACUCCUCUCCCCUUUCUCUAGCACUGAGACUAUAGAGCCUUAGGACUUAUGUUCCCCACUCCAAGAUUGUAGCAACCUUUCAGGAACAUUCUUACAGUUUUCAUUCAGCUUUCCUAUGUAGUUGUCAGCCCACCAAACGUUGGGCAAACCACUGUCAUCAUUUGAAGCAUUUGGAAACCACAAGAUGCCAUUUUUUUUUUUUAAGAUAGUUGCAAAUAGGAAUUACCACUCAAACUUUUAAACAAUGGAAGUUGGUUUUGUAAUUUCCUGCUGUGCAUACUGAAAAAAUAAGAAAGGGUUUGCUCAGUGACAUCAGUAUAUGGGGUACACUCCAUUUUAAAGAGGCAAUCUGGGACUCAAACAAUAACAAAACGUCUAACCAUGCAAUUGUUUUGGAUAAACUGUUGAUGGAUUGUGCUGGAGAAAUGUAACCAUUCUCAAAUUCAUAGACUGAUCUAUGGAUACAGAGACUAACCAUAUAUUAGAUCAAAAUGAAUGUUUUCCUUAAAAAAAAAUGGUACAGUGUUUGUUUGCAAUCACAUUGUUUACAAACAAUGGAGUAAAAAGGCUUAUAUUUUGGGUUCUGAUUGGGUAAGACAGUUUAACUAAGCUCAUGAGGCUUUUAAGUAAUAUUUUUCAAUAAUCAAUUGCUAUAUAUCAUUAAUUUGUUGACCAAAAAUGUAUGUGCCACUCCCAGAAUGCCCCUUUUUUUAAGGCUUGAAAUGUUAUGUUGAAACGGCCAAGGACGUUUUUAAUACUUCAACACAUCAGGGUAGUAGGCUCUGUUUAAUCAAGACUGGAUUGUCUUGGAUAUACAGUAUUAUUACGUUACGAAAGGACUGUCAAGAUUAUUUGGGAAAUUAUUUGAUAAAACUAAGGGACAGUUUGAAAUGUACUUAGAGGGUGGGUGGUGUCAUAAAGAAAAUGCACCCCCCUCCACAAAGUAAAAAUAUUUUCAAAUGACCUGUGUAGUGACCCUGUGUUUAUAAACGUGGAUAUUGACUUUGCCACUUCAGCAAGCUUUUGUGGCACUGUCGCUGCCACACAGGGCUACAGGCCUUGAAGGUUGAGUGUUUGUCGACCACCACGGACUAGCUUAGCUCCCUGCCUGUUUCAUUAGGGCUUACACUAUGAUCGGAGCCAGCUGCAGACAAUGAUCAACAAGAGGAAUCUGAUUUUUUAAAAACAUUUUGAUGCCAUAUUUCUCAGUAUAUUAAAAUAUAUGGAAUGAAUUUUCCACCGACAGGUUUCUGUGCCAAUGCACCACACAACCAAUAAACAAAGCAUACCGACUUUGGGCGUUUCAGUAUCAUGGUUUGCAUUUUCAACACCGCAGUAAAUACUGUCAAUCUCGACAAACAGAAAAUAAAUCCCUCCCUACCUUGUAGGCCGAUGGAGAAUCAAAAAGUUGGCUUGACAAUCUCAGAAUGUCAUUAAACAUUUUGGCGUUUUGUAACAUGUCUCUUUCCAUUCAUCAAUUGGCUGUUGCACAUUUUGGAUUCAUUGAUUUUAUUUGGCAGUAAAAAAGUGACCCGGGUUGCAAUGUGGUCCCUAUUUUUACACAACUACAUAUACACUUACAUAGAUGCAGGCAAAAGGUUAUACUUUUCACACAUUAGCCAGCUUUUUUGACUUUUUUUAGAAGUGUUUAUUGUUGGUAUGGCUUUGAGUUGCUGUGGUAGUUUGUUCCACUCAAUAACACAGGUAUAUAAAAAUGUGUUCUUACCAGAUAGACUUUUAGAUUUAAAACAAUGAGGGUCCGGCUCUGGUAUUAUGCUGGUGGAAAUAUCUAACAGUUUUAAGUACAAUUCUUAAAAGGUUGUUUGCCACUGGAUUAGUGCACUUGCCACAGUCUAGGGUGUCAAUUCCAUCCAAUUGGGGAAAGAUUUUCAUGCGAAUAUUCUAUAAUCUGCAUAAAAAUAAUAUGCGCAUUUUCCCAUCAGAGUUGUUUUUCUAUGUAAUUGACUUGUUGCCGAUACGUCUUUGCGUAAAUACGUAGUGCACAUAACAAAUAAAUGUUGCGGUUAAAUUCCCAUGUACCAAAAUAAAACACUACAAGUUAAA
Molecule: messenger RNA, 2964 nt
Organism: Oncorhynchus nerka (sockeye salmon)
Lineage: Eukaryota; Metazoa; Chordata; Actinopteri; Salmoniformes; Salmonidae
Product: tetraspanin-36-like
Exons: 7
Coding region: 112-843 (243 amino acids)
Cellular component (GO): plasma membrane
Source: RefSeq, a predicted model, not a curated record